Candidula unifasciata is the source of this 648-nucleotide messenger RNA. The record is from the annotation of a GenBank genome assembly. Lineage: Eukaryota; Metazoa; Mollusca; Gastropoda; Stylommatophora; Geomitridae.
UUAAAUACAUCUCACUGUUCGGGAGUUGCCAAUGACCAGGCUGAGCUAUCCCGGGCCCUACGACUGCACCAUGAUCUACUACGACUGCACGGCAUAGACACUGUGCGCUUGGGCCAGGCCAACCCCGGUGAUGACGUCACGAGCGAUGGCUCUGGGGAGAGCACCACGUGCGACAGCGGCCGCGGCGGAAGUGAAGACGAUACCGGAAGUCACGGAAGACAGAGCCCGCUGCAGCAAGUCCCCAACAUUCCACGUCCUGGCUUCACAAACAUGAUCGGCCGCCCUAUGGGCUACUCACCGGACACACAACUGCAGUCACAACCAAUCAUUCGAUCAGUGUGUACUCCCCCGGUUAAACAUGUCUCAUUCAGCGAUGACUUCCGACAGGAGCUGUCUGAACUCCUUCCGCCACAUUUGAGAGUUCAAGGUAUAGCUCAUGACCUCAGUGGAGGCCAUUGGGAAUCUUCAAUGACUGCCCCCACUGGAUGUCAUCCUCUCGGAUAUAACGAGUUAAAAUUGAGCAUAGACCAUAGUUACGACACGGCAGAGGACGGAAACAGUACAACAACCAGCGGAAGCUACACGGUGGAUGACUUGUCGCCUAGGGUCAAUGCUUCCAGGUACAUGACCAAGCACGCUAUGGUCUAA